Messenger RNA from Coniophora puteana RWD-64-598 SS2, 765 nucleotides. RefSeq lists its product as uncharacterized. Bases 54 to 461 code for a protein of 135 amino acids. NCBI's taxonomy places the organism in Eukaryota, Fungi, Basidiomycota, Agaricomycetes, Boletales, Coniophoraceae. The record is from RefSeq and is a predicted model, not a curated record. Gene Ontology annotation, cellular component: preribosome, large subunit precursor. The transcript has 3 exons.
CCUCCGCUCCCCUCCUCUUCCCUCUCCUACCCACUACUACCACCACCACCAGCAUGGCCAAGUCGACUCGCUCCAAAGUUAAACGUUCCUUCCGCGCGAAGAAGCGGGAGGAAGGCGUCUACGCUGCCACGGAGGCAGCUAGACUCAAUCGACUCAACGCCAAGCUCACCACUACGAUGAAGGCGGAUCGGGACGGAGACGUCCCGCUGGAGGGCGAUGCCGUAGAGGAGGGCAUCCAAGGAGAUGAAGUUCCAAUUGUCAAACCAACAGAAGGCAUGGAUGUUGACGGUGGUGCUCAGUCUCAAAAGACUAAGAUAUCCACACAUGGACCACGGAACUCUCGUAACGAAGAAUGGAGGAUCUCAAAGAACAUGGCCCCUAGAGGGAAGUCAAGAGGGAUGAACAGACAAGGAAGUGUCGCGGCAAGGCGGAAAGCUGGCAGAGCCUCUCGCCGUCGGUAGCGAUCUCUACCACAUUUGGUACAUUUUACUCUCAAAAGUCAUCGUGGCGUUGGGGACAUCAAGUACCCUUACUUCUCUCAGGGAGUUUACUCUCUUAACCUGCCAUCGACAUCGCUGUUGGACUCCCCAACAUCAAACCCUAGGUCUAUAUCACACCUUGCAUGUAUACCGUUCUGAUGCUAGAGCUUUCUUAGUUUAUGGACUACGGUUUAAAAAGCUAUUUUUGUAAUGUCAUCGCUUGCUCGAAGGCAAAGUGUGCAAUCUCAUCGCCCUUGAGCAUAAAGCUGUCAUCUCCAAAUAAUUC